Jaminaea rosea is the source of this 511-nucleotide messenger RNA. RefSeq lists its product as hypothetical. Bases 37 to 483 code for a protein of 148 amino acids. The transcript has a single exon. Lineage: Eukaryota; Fungi; Basidiomycota; Exobasidiomycetes; Microstromatales. The record is from RefSeq and is a predicted model, not a curated record.
CCGCUCAGCUGGACCGUCGGCGCUGCUUCAGCUGAAAUGUUCCACCUCGUCAAUGCGUUCCAAGGACGGCCUCGACCACAGGGGCAAGGCGAAUACCACCCUCCGGUCAGCAGCGCCGACUUCUGGUUCCUCGUAUCUGCAUCAGCAGCAGGACGAUCCGUACACAUUGAGGUGCGGCUGCCAGCACGGACUGUCAAGGCACUGCUUAAGAGUUGCUCUCAGUCUCUACGUGAGGCCUGGACAGACGGCUUGGCCGUCGAGGAUGCACCUCAUCGUCUCAAGCUCGUAGCAAACGACGGGAUAGAACGUUUGAUACGACCUCCGCAAGGCAGUGCUUGUCUUCUUCAGUCGGAGGAAGACCUCGAUGUUCAGUUCACGAACGGCGAGGAGUGGUUUGAAGAGAGGGCGUGGGAGUGUGAGAAUGAGGACGAGCACAAGAGACUCGGGCAGGCGACGGUUCGCAGCGAGGCUGAGAAGGAGUAGCGCAUUUGCUGAAGACGUGUCAUUUGAG